AUGGCGGCCGGGAAGAAGACUAAGAAGACUCAUGAGAGUAUCAACAACAGACUCGCUCUCGUGAUGAAGAGCGGCAAGUACACUUUGGGAUACAAAACCGUGCUCAAGUCCCUCAGGACCUCCAAAGGAAAGUUGAUAAUAAUUUCCAACAACUGCCCUCCGCUAAGGAAAUCUGAGAUCGAAUACUAUGCUAUGCUUGCGAAGGUUGGGGUUCACCAUUACAAUGGAAACAAUGUUGAUCUGGGAACAGCGUGUGGCAAGUAUUAUCGUGUCUCAUGCCUAAGCAUUGUUGAUCCAGGUGAUUCUGAUAUCAUCAAGUCGCUGCCCGGAGAUCAGUGAUACAACCUUACUAUGAGGUUGAGAAAUCUUGAAGUGUCCUUAUAGUAGGGGAUAGAUAUUAUCUUUAGUUGUUGAGCCACCAGAAGAUCCGCAUAUUUCCCAUUUCGGGUGUUUUCAUAGUAUAAGUUUGACCGAAUAAUAGUUCCAUCAGGCAUUGAAAGUUAUAGUAUGGAUUAUUUAAGUUAUUUUGAGUGCAUGUGGUAUUCUAUUAAUUGCUUCCUUUUUUGCUCAAGUGUGGAAGUGAAUUCACCAGUUGGCCCUUCCUGUAGUGCUUAAGGCCAAUUUGCAGUGCCUUGUGUUGUCUUGACGAAUGAGUAAGCAGUCAUGAAAUCCGACACUUUUGUGUUAGCUGUGGAGGUUUGUUUUAUCAACAUAAGACGUGUGCCAGAAGAUUGCUUUAUUGGAUGAAUAGGAUGCUAAUUGUAGCAUGAUAUGAGUGAAUAGUGACAGUGA
Molecule: messenger RNA, 792 nt
Organism: Ilex paraguariensis (yerba mate)
Lineage: Eukaryota; Viridiplantae; Streptophyta; Magnoliopsida; Aquifoliales; Aquifoliaceae
Source: the annotation of a GenBank genome assembly